Molecule: messenger RNA, 3123 nt
Organism: Neolamprologus brichardi
Lineage: Eukaryota; Metazoa; Chordata; Actinopteri; Cichliformes; Cichlidae
Source: RefSeq, a predicted model, not a curated record
AAAUAGCAGCAGUACAACUUACCCAAUUAGGAGAAUGCUUUUUUAAUGUGUAACCUUUCUCCAAAAAUUCAGGCCAUAUUUGGUGGAUAAAGAACCUUUAUUAAAGGACGAAGGGCAGAUGUCAGCUGCAGGGCUCAUCACUUCACUUGAUUGAAGGUUUAGAGUCAAAGCAAGUCCUGACAGAUCCUGCUCUUCUUUUUGGAAUCCAACCCACCCUAGGUUGAAAAAUGGGGGAUGCUGCCAUGAAAGAGUUUGGGGCGGCGGCUCCUUACCUGAGAAAGUCAGAUAAGGAGCGUCUGGAGGCCCAGACUCGCCCAUUUGAUAUGAAGAAAGAGUGCUUCGUUCCUGACCCUGCAAUUGAGUACGUUAAAGCAACCAUCACUAGCCGCGAUGGCGACAAAGUCACUGCUGACACUGAAUUUGGAAAGACCGUCACAGUGAAGGAUUGCGAUGUGCACCCUCAGAACCCGCCAAAGUUCGAUAAAAUUGAAGACAUGGCGAUGUUCACCUUCCUCGGGAAAUUCAUCCGUAUUCACUUUGACAACCGAGGAAAGCUGGCCUCUGCUGACAUUGAAACUUACCUUCUAGAAAAGUCUCGUGUGACCUUCCAGCUCAAAGCUGAGAGGGACUACCACAUUUUCUACCAGAUCCUGUCUCAGAUAAAGCCUGAACUUCUGGAAAUGCUGCUCAUCACCAACAACCCUUAUGACUACGCCUUCAUCUCCCAAGGAGAGACAACAGUAGCCUCUAUCAAUGAUUCUGAAGAGCUGAUGGCCACUGAUCAAGCCUUUGAUGUUCUGGGCUUCACUCAAGAAGAGAAGAACAGUAUUUACAAGCUUACUGGUGCAAUCAUGCACUAUGGCAACAUGAAGUUUAAACAGAAGCAGAGAGAAGAGCAGGCAGAGGCCGAUGGUACUGAAGAUGCUGACAAAGCAGCUUAUCUGAUGGGCCUGAACUCUGCUGACCUCAUCAAAGGUCUCUGUCACCCAAGAGUCAAAGUAGGAAACGAGUGGGUCACCAAGGGACAAAAUGUGGCCCAGGUGAACUAUGCUAUCGGUGCGCUGUCAAAGGCAGUGUAUGAGAAGAUGUUUCUGUGGAUGGUGGUGAGAAUCAACCAGUCCCUGGACACCAAACAGCCUCGCCAGUAUUUUAUUGGGGUGCUUGACAUUGCUGGAUUUGAGAUCUUUGAUUUCAACACCUUUGAGCAGCUGUGCAUCAACUUCACCAACGAAAAACUGCAACAAUUUUUCAACCACCACAUGUUUGUACUGGAGCAGGAAGAGUACAAGAAAGAGGGCAUCGAUUGGGAGUUCAUUGAUUUUGGUAUGGAUCUGCAGGCCUGUAUCGACCUGAUUGAAAAGCCCAUGGGUAUCAUGUCCAUCCUUGAAGAGGAGUGCAUGUUCCCCAAAGCCAGUGAUGCCACCUUUAAAGCUAAGCUCUACGACAACCACCUGGGAAAAUCUGGCAACUUCCAGAAGCCCAGAGUUGUCAAAGGAAAACCAGAGGCUCAUUUUUCCCUUGUGCACUACGCUGGAACUGUUGAUUAUAAUAUCAACAACUGGUUGGUGAAGAACAAGGAUCCUCUGAAUGAGACUGUUGUUGGUCUUUUCCAGAAGUCUAACCUUAAGCUUUUAUCCUUGCUUUUUGCCGGAUAUGCAGGAGCUGAUUCAGCUCAGGAAUCUGGUGGGAAGGGCAAAGGUGGAAGCAAGAAGAAAGGUUCUUCCUUCCAAACUGUAUCAGCUUUGCACAGGGUAAGAGAUGGUGGAAAGAAUAUUCAUGAGCUUGAGAAGAUUCGAAAGCAGUUGGAACAAGAGAAGUCUGAGAUACAGACAGCUCUGGAGGAAGCAGAGGCCACACUGGAGCAUGAGGAAGGGAAGAUUCUCAGAGCCCAACUUGAGUUUAACCAAGUAAAGGCUGACAUUGAGCGCAAGCUAGCUGAGAAAGAUGAAGAAAUGGAGCAAUCGAAAAGAAACCACCAGAGAACUGUGGAUACUCUUCAAAGCUCUCUGGAGGCUGAGACACGCAGCAGGAACGAGGCUCUGCGUCUGAAAAAGAAGAUGGAGGGAGACCUCAAUGAGAUGGAGAUCCAGCUAAGCCAGGCUAACAGGCAGGCAGCUGAGGCCCAGAAACAACUUAAGGCCGUCCAUGCCCAUCUGAAGGAUACUCAACUUCAGCUGGACGACUCUGUUCGGGCCAAUGAUGACCUUAAAGAGAACAUUGCCAUUGUUGAGCGACGCAACAACCUUCUUCAGGCUGAAGUGGAGGAGCUGAGAGCAGCUCUGGAUCAAACGGAGAGAAGCCGCAAACUUGCAGAGCAAGAGCUGCUGGAUGUCAGUGAGAGAGUGCAGCUACUGCACUCACAGAACACAAGUUUGAUAAAUCAGAAGAAGAAGUUAGAAGCUGAUACAUCCCAGCUUCAAACUGAAGUGGAGGAGGCAGUGCAGGAGUGCAGGAAUGCAGAGGAGAAGGCCAAGAAGGCCAUCACUGAUGCUGCCAUGAUGGCAGAGGAGCUGAAGAAAGAGCAGGACACCAGCGCUCAUCUGGAGCGAAUGAAGAAGAACAUGGAGCAAACCAUCAAAGACCUGCAGCACCGCCUGGAUGAAGCUGAGCAGAUCGCCAUGAAGGGAGGCAAGAAGCAGAUUCAGAAGCUCGAGGCCAGGGUCAAGGAACUUGAAAAUGAGGUGGAAAAUGAGCAGAAAAAGGCCAGCGAUGCUGUGAAGGGAAUAAGAAAGUAUGAAAGGCGUAUCAAGGAGCUUACUUAUCAGACCGAAGAAGAUCGCAAAAAUCUAGCACGUCUUCAAGAUUUGGUGGACAAGCUGCAGCUAAAGGUCAAGUCCUACAAGAAGGCUGCAGAGGAAGCUGAGGAACAGGCCAACAGUAAUCUUACCAAGUUCCGCAAACUUCAACAUGAGCUCGAUGAAGCUGAGGAGCGAGCUGACAUUGCCGAGUCUCAGGUCAACAAGCUACGCGCCAAAAGCCGUGAUGUGGGAUCAAAGAAAGGACUUGAUGAAGAAUGAAGUUCACCUUGAAAUGAUCAUUUCUGAGACACCUCUUGGUCCUGCAACGAAGUCUCCCUAUGCAUGUGUUUUUGUUUAGUAGAAUAAAGUUAAUGAGCAUCUCAAA